Molecule: messenger RNA, 2585 nt
Organism: Branchiostoma belcheri (Belcher's lancelet)
Lineage: Eukaryota; Metazoa; Chordata; Leptocardii; Amphioxiformes; Branchiostomatidae
Product: engulfment and cell motility protein 2-like
Exons: 7
Coding region: 304-2472 (722 amino acids)
Biological process (GO): cell motility; actin filament organization
Cellular component (GO): plasma membrane
Source: RefSeq, a predicted model, not a curated record
GUUUGGUGCAGUGUACGGGACCGUCCCCACUGUUCGCACCGUACUGAGGAUGACCUAGCUUCUCAGCUGUCGGUACCGGACCAUAACACAGCAUCGUCAGGCAUACAGAACUUUCAGGCCAUAAUCGUAACCCCGCUCUGUUUAUAGAGGAAACGCGUCCUUCCGGCAUUGUCUGAGAAGGAAGGGGAAAAUAUUAUGACUUGAUCUUUCCAUUGCUGAUACAACAGGACGAGCACUAAAGAAACACAUGGGAGGCAGGAAGUGUUGCAGGAAGACGGGGUAAAGUCUAGUUCAAGAGACGACAUGCCGGUUUCCAAGGAUAUCGUCAAGCUGGCUGUGGAGAUGCCCGGUCGGGUGGCCCAGUUCUUGGACUUCAACCAACGGAGGCCGUUACCGGACAUCAUCGCUAAGCUGUGCGAUCACUGGGGCCUGGAGAGCCCGGAGGAGUACGCCCUGCAGUAUUCGGACGGCUCCCAGGCGUACAUCACGGAAAAGAACCGCGCGGAGAUUAAGAACGGCGCCAUCUUGCGCCUGACGACUUCCCCGUCCAAGACGGUCCGAGAAAUCCUCGUCCUGCCGACCAAAGACGCCUUGAUGAAGCUAGCGCGCGGUUCGUCUGACACGACAUUCGCCACGGAAUUCGUGUACCGCAAUGGCGUGCCCUUGUUAGUUGACAUGGUGGUAGAGGGCACAGCUACGGGAGAGGCAUUAGCUUACAUACUGACAGCCUUUCUGCAGUUCAUGGACCACGGCAUCCUUCCCUGGAAGCAAUUCAGCGACGACUUUAUACGGAAGAUCAUCGGGUACGUCCUAAGAAGCACCCCGGCCGAGGCUAUGAUUCUGCAACGAUCUCUCGCUAUCUUGGAAUGUGCUAUAUUAAGUAGCGAAGAUCUCUACAAAGCGAUUUCCGCGCAGAUCACAGUGGAGGAGAUUACCCUGCACUUUAAGAGCCCUGUCCCGGAGGUCCAGCUGAAUGCCGUGGCUCUCAUUAACGCCCUGUGGCUCAGGUCCUCCAAAGUCAAGGCCCGAGAGAUCGGUGAGACGCUACAGUUCAAGUACAUCCGAGCGGUCAUGCUGAACUACAUCAUCAGAGGCAGACGGGAGGUGUCCUCGGAAAUGGCUCACCAGCUCCACGUGCUUCAGGUCCUCAUGAUGAACCUGAACGAGGACCGGAUGUACACCAAGAUCAACCCGAGCGACACCGCACACUUGGAGAAGCUGUACGAACUCUCCCACAUCGCCUUCGGAAGAGACAGCGAUUCGGAAGCGUUCGGCUCCUCAUCGAACCCUGGCGGAAACGCACGAACACAGGCGAGGAAAGGCCGAGGCGUCUCCGACAGAGCGCAACUCGAGUUCAAGAAACUGGGAUUCUCGAAUCUCGCCAAUCCGUUGAUGGACUUCACAAAGAGACCGCCAGGGGUCCUUGCGUUGGAUUGUAUAGUCUACUUCGCCGCGAAUUAUCCGGACUCGUUUACCAGGCUUGUGUUGGAGAACUCGUGUAGGCAGGACAACUACGUGUGUCCGUUCGCACGGACGUCCAUUGAUAUGACCAAACUGCUGUGCAAGAUGCUUAAGAUCGGAGAACUCCCCUCCGAGACGGGAACGGAGUAUUACCCCAUGCUGUUCACCCAGGAGAGCCCCCUAGAGGAGUUAUUCUGUAUCUGCAUCCAGCUGCUGAACAAGACCUGGAGAGAGAUGCGCGCUAUGGAUGAAGACUAUGACAAGGUUAUGGACGUGGUGAGAGAGCAGAUGACACUGGCACUGUCAGAAAAACCUGACACCAUGGACCGCUUCCGGGCCAUCUUACAGGAGCUGGACUAUCACCAGAUCAUCAAGAUCCUCCAGGACAGGAGAGCCUCCAUGUUGGAGACGAACACGGAUCUGGAACCUUUCUGUGAGCUUCGGGAGGACAAGCGGCCAGAGGUAUUAGACUUGGUCAGAAAACAUCGUCUCAACGCCUUGGUCGAAGGGACCAUCUUCAACAAGGUGACGACUAGAAGGUCCAAGGACAAGUUUUGGUACUGCCGCCUAGCGCCUAACCACAAGUGCCUACACUGGGGCGACGUCCCCGACUCAGCAAAACCGCCACUUCCUGUAGAAAUGCUGCCGGAGAUGCUACCUGUUUCCGACAUCAAGGGGCUGGCCGUUGGUAAGGAGUGUCCGCAUAUCAUGAAGGAAGGGAAGAAGGAGAAGAAAGAGAGCUUAGCGCCGCUGGCCUUUUCAGUCCUGUACGACCCCGAUGCGUCUUUGAACUUUUUGGCGCCAAAUGACUACGUGUACGACCUGUGGACAGACGGGAUCAGGGCGCUUCUCGAACAGGAAAUGACGUCAGAGCUUGCGCAGAAGGACAUGGAGAUCCUUCUGGGGAUGGAGAUGAAGUUGGCCCUGCUGGACACAGAGGGAAUCCCCGUGCCCAACCAGCCACCGCCCAUUCCGGACGAUCCCACGGACUACAACUUCUGUUGCGAGUGAUAAUUCCAAUUUGCCAACUUUAUGAUCUGAUGUUAAGCAAUAUGAAGUCUUGAAAAAAAUCACGGACAGAAAUAAAACUUGGUCGACCAAUUCUUCAGUCUUCGUCAGGUAUU